Molecule: messenger RNA, 276 nt
Organism: Polychytrium aggregatum
Lineage: Eukaryota; Fungi; Chytridiomycota; Chytridiomycetes; Polychytriales
Exons: 1
Molecular function (GO): protein binding
Source: RefSeq, a predicted model, not a curated record
GCCAACGAUGGUCAUAGUGACAGCCAGUUUUGGCUGGGAAUGUGCUUCUACUGUGGCUGGGAAGUAUCGCAGAGCUACAUGACGGCAUUCGAGUGGUUCGGCAAGUCAGCAAACCAAGGCAAUUCAUCCGGACAACGAAUGGUUGGCGGAUCCUUCCACUUUAGACACGGAGUCACCAAGGUCUGCACCAAGGCCGUCGAGUGGUAUCGCAAGUCCGCCGAGGGGGUUAAUGGAUAUGGACAACUUUGCCUCGGCGCCUGGUAUUAUUAUGGCUAG